Molecule: messenger RNA, 1848 nt
Organism: Chara braunii
Lineage: Eukaryota; Viridiplantae; Streptophyta; Charophyceae; Charales; Characeae
Source: the annotation of a GenBank genome assembly
GCAGGGGGCUUCUGUUUUUCCUUUUUUCUUUUUUUCUGGGUUUGUUUGGAGUAGCAGAGGCCUCAUACUUGGGUCUAUUUUUGAACUUCAGAAAGAGCUCAACAGUGUCCCCCAUCGGCGUCGUGGCGAUGGAGGGCAUUGGACUCUUCCAGUGUUGACAGAGCCUUUACCAAAUGCCUCCCUGUUUCUAUGGACCGGCUUUUAUGAAAUGCCUUCCGAUCAUGGGCAUUGGCUACUUGUCAAUGCCUUGCCUGGGGCCAUUUGUGGCCGGAAUAGUGGCCAAUGGGAGGUAGCAGCAGCGGAGUCUUUGUCGGCAUUCGUCGGCGGGGGGGCUACACGCAGUAGCGUCUUCUUCCCUGUCACUGCGCGUGCCCUUCAAACGCCAUACAGGAUUGUCACGGGAGGAUCUUCACCCAUAGCACUGAAGAGGUUUACAGGCUGCAGCGGGCUGGCUGCUCGAGCUGGGAAGCAUUCUAGGUGUGUACUCUCCGUAAGAACAACAAGAUCCCCUUAUUCUUAUCGGACUGUGGACAGAGUUGUGAUGGCGACGACAACCUUUGGUGGGGAAGGGAGGAACGGAGAAGAGCAUCCUCUAGAUGGUAGCCAUGUGAUGAGCAUCACUGAGCCUUUGUUGUCAUCUGGUUCAGGCUCAUCGUCCUCUGCUGCAUUCCGACGGCUGCAGACGGCAGGAAGCCUGGAAGGUAAUGGUCUUGAUUGCAGUGGGUCCGACACCAAGCUGUCGGUGCAGAGGCUCCACUUCACUGCUCCCAAUGGCGCGAAGAUCUUGGACGACAUCUCUUUCGAGGUAUGCCGAGGCGAAAUCUUUGCGCUUUUAGGACCCAAUGGGAGUGGGAAGACGACCAUCCUACGCGCGAUGAAUCGGUUAUGGCAGCCGCCGUGCGACAGUGUCUUCUUGAACGGUGAGGAUGUGACGAAGAUGAGUGCCCCGGUGUUGCGCAGACGUGUAGGGAUGAUGUUCCAAGCGACAUGUCUGUUCGACGGGUCCGUCGCAGACAACGUAAGGUAUGGUCCAGCUCUCCAAGGGAAGAACCUUCCGGACGCCGAAGUGGGGGAACUUCUCAACACAGUGGGUCUGGAGGCGGAGCUGGCGUCCAGGUCAGUGGCAGGAUUGUCAGGAGGCCAGGCACAGAGAGUCGCUCUGGCCCGAGUGCUGGCGAACAACCCAGAGGUUCUGCUUCUGGAUGAACCGACCAGUGCUCUUGAUCCUACGGCAACAAGGACAGUAGAGAAAACGAUCCUCUCGCUCCGAGAGAACUGCGGAUUGACGGUCGUGAUGGUGUCGCACAACAUCGAUCAGGUCCGGCGGCUAGCAGACAGGGUCUGUUUUCUCAAGGCAGGGAGGGUUGAGGGUAUCUGUCAUUCCAAAGAGCUGGAGGAUGGCCCCGACAGCGUCCAGAACCCUUGGCUGAGUAAGUACUUGGGAGAGGUGGAGCUGGAAAAUGGGUCUGGCUUGUGAACGGAAGGCCACCCCUGCCAAAUGAACGCUAUAGCAGUUUGUAAAUAUAUAUAUUUAAUCAAUUUUUAUGUAUAAAGGCUUACCUGGGUUUGUCUUCGUCAGAAAGGAGUAGCAGGGUAGAGAGAACACCUCCCUCAAGUGAGGAUGCCGCAUGGCUGCCGACCGCAGAAGCACGAAUAGUGCCAACCAUUCAUCAGCCAGUGCACUUGCAGGGGGGGUGCCCAGUGCCUUGUGUGUGGCCAAAGCAGUCACAGGUAAUCUCUCGCACUCUCCUCUCCCCCCCUCCUCUCCCCCCCUCCUCUCCCCUACCCUUCCCCUCCUCUUCUACGCCCUGCAUAUUGUUUUUCAGAGUCGGUUUACUUUAUUAAAGU